This is a messenger RNA of Silurus meridionalis, 2829 nucleotides long. RefSeq names its product minichromosome maintenance complex component 4 (gene mcm4). The record is from RefSeq and is a predicted model, not a curated record. Gene Ontology annotation, cellular component: MCM complex; nucleus. The transcript has 17 exons. NCBI's taxonomy places the organism in Eukaryota, Metazoa, Chordata, Actinopteri, Siluriformes, Siluridae. Gene Ontology annotation, molecular function: single-stranded DNA binding; ATP binding; single-stranded DNA helicase activity. The coding region runs from base 164 to 2686 and encodes 840 amino acids. Gene Ontology annotation, biological process: DNA replication; mitotic DNA replication initiation; double-strand break repair via break-induced replication.
UACAAUUGUAAUCUUAAAAGGCGGAUGUUUCCCCCGUUGACGAAAUGGCGCUGCCGAGGUUUCUGAUUGGUCCACAGUUUCCGCGCGAAAACCACGUCACCGAGCGAUUUCGCGCCACGCGUUGGGUAUUUGGGAAGAAGCCUCUGAUACGUGAGUGGUCAAGAUGUCUUCACCCUCAUCCAGUGCACGUAAGCGUGGCAGGAGCAGCAACCCGUCGACUCCUGCUACCCCACAAGUUUCUGGAUCCCAGGAGUCUUCCACGGGAGAGUUACAGCCCAUGCCCACAUCCCCGGUCACCGACAUGCAGAGCCCUGUCCCACAGGAUACCUCUCUCUUCUCCAGCCCCGUGCCCCGUCCCUCUGUUCCGCAGAGUGAACCGGAUAUGAGUUCUCCACUGAUUUACGACACACCCAGCCGCGGGACUCCGGCUCGCCAGAGAGCUGACCUGGGCUCGGUCAGGAAAGCGCCACAGGUGGAUCUAAACUCUGAGCCGCCCUCAGGUGAUGCGACGGUAGCCAGCGAGCAAAAUGCCGGCCAGAGACUCGUCAUCUGGGGUACUGACGUCAAUGUGGGAACGUGCAAGGAAAAGUUUCAGCGUUUCUUGCAGAGAUUUAUUGAUCCCACAUCGCGGGAGGAUGAGAACGCGAGUUUGGAUCUGAACGAGCCACUGUACAUGCAGAAACUGGACGAGAUCAGCGUUGUUGGAGAUCCCGUGCUGAACGUGAACUGUGGCCAUAUCCAAGCUUUCGAUGGAGAUCUUUACCGUCAGCUCAUCUGCUAUCCUCAGGAAGUGAUUCCAACAUUCGACAUGGCGGUCAACGAACUGUUUUUUGAUCGCUUCCCCGAUUCCGUCCUUGAGCACCAAAUCCAAGUGCGUCCUUACAACGCGCUGAAGACCCGGAACAUGCGCAACCUCAACCCCGAGGACAUCGACCAGCUCAUCACCAUCAGCGGCAUGGUGAUUCGCACCUCUCAGCUCAUCCCCGAGAUGCAGGAAGCGUUUUUCCGCUGCCAGGUUUGCGCGUUCAGCACGCGUAUAGAGGUGGACCGUGGCCGCAUCGCCGAACCCGCGGUUUGUCGGAACUGCAACACCACACACAGCUUGGCGCUGGUGCACAACCGCUCCGUGUUCUCAGACAAACAAAUGAUUAAGCUGCAGGAGUCUCCGGAGGACAUGCCCGCUGGUCAGACCCCCCACACCACAGUGUUAUAUGCCCACAACGACCUGGUGGAUAAAGUACAGCCUGGAGAUCGUGUGAACAUCACUGGUAUCUACAGAGCCGCCCCCAUGCGCUUAAACCCGAGACAGAGCCAGGUGAAGGCAGUGUACAAGACCCACAUCGACGCCAUCCACUUCCGCAAGACGGACGAGCGGCGUCUGCACGGACUGGACGAGGAGAACGAGCAGAAGCUUUUCACGGAGGAGCGCGCCACCACACUGAAGGAGCUAGCUAACAAGCCGGAUAUCUACGAGCGCCUCUCCUCCGCCCUUGCACCCAGCAUCUAUGAGCACGAGGACAUCAAGAAGGGAAUCCUGCUGCAGUUAUUCGGAGGCACACGGAAAGACUUCAGUCAGACUGGACGCGGUAACUUCCGUGCCGAGAUCAACAUCCUGUUGUGUGGCGACCCGGGUACAAGUAAAUCCCAGCUUCUGCAAUACGUCUACAAUUUGGUCCCUCGCGGUCAGUACACGUCGGGUAAAGGCUCGAGCGCCGUGGGUCUCACUGCCUACGUGAUGAAGGACCCGGAGACACGCCAGCUGGUGCUGCAGACCGGCGCACUUGUUCUCAGCGACAACGGUGUGUGCUGCAUCGACGAGUUCGACAAGAUGAGCGACAGCACGCGUUCGGUGCUGCAUGAGGUCAUGGAGCAGCAGACGCUCUCCAUUGCUAAGGCUGGGAUCAUUUGUCAGCUCAACGCACGGACUUCCAUCUUAGCGGCAGCCAAUCCCGUGGAGUCUCAGUGGAACCCAAAGAAAACAACGAUUGAGAACAUCCAGCUCCCUCACACGCUCCUGUCCAGGUUUGAUCUGAUUUUCCUGAUGCUGGAUCCUCAGGACGAGGUGUAUGACAGACGCCUGGCACAUCAUCUGGUCUCUCUGUACUAUCAGAGUGAGGAACAGAUAGAGGAGGAGUACCUGGACAUGGCUGUCCUCAAGGACUACAUUGCUUACGCCCGCACAUACAUCAACCCCCGGCUGAGUGAAGAAGCCAGCCAGGCGCUUAUUGAGGCCUACGUGGACAUGAGGAAGAUCGGCAGCGGCAGAGGGAUGGUGUCCGCUUAUCCCCGUCAGCUGGAGUCGCUGAUCCGACUGGCGGAGUCUCACGCUAAAGUACGCUUUUCUGACAAGGUGGAGACCAUUGACGUGGAAGAGGCGAAGAGACUGCACCGAGAGGCACUGAAACAAUCAGCCACUGAUCCCAGAACAGGAUUUGUGGAUAUCUCCAUCCUGACUACAGGUAUGAGCGCGACAGCACGAAAGCGUAAGGAGGAAGUUGCUCAGGCUUUAAAGAAACUCAUCCAGUCUAAGGGCAAAAUGCCGGCCAUGAAGUACCAGCAGCUGUUUGAUGACCUGCGUGCCCAGUCUGAGGCUGCCAUCACCAAGGACAUGUUUGACGAGGCUCUCCGAGCUCUCACGGAUGAUGACUUUUUAACGGUCACAGGGAAAACUGUGCGCCUGCUGUAAAUAAAUAAUGCACUCGUCACCAAUUCCUGUUGAGAAGAAGAGUUCGCCCUGUCUGUAGAGCAAUUAUUAUUGUUAUUCAUGUUCAUGUAUAUUAAGGCCUGUUUUGUUUUGUUUUUGCUAUUAAAAUGUUUUGCUAGUCAUGA